Molecule: messenger RNA, 561 nt
Organism: Perkinsus marinus ATCC 50983
Lineage: Eukaryota; Perkinsozoa; Perkinsida; Perkinsidae
Exons: 3
Coding region: 1-561 (186 amino acids)
Molecular function (GO): calcium ion binding
Source: RefSeq, a predicted model, not a curated record
AUGAAAACGGUGAAGGAGUUCUUCAAAAAGGCUGGUUAUGGCCUGUUGUCCGAGGGUGACGUGGACGCUAUAUUGCAAAUGGCGGAUGCUGAUCGCGACGGCAAACUUGGUCUCGGGGAUUUCAGGAAACUGAUUCGUAUCGGCCAAGAGGCUCCGUCUACUGAGGUCGAUGCUCUAACAACUGAAGGCGAUGUUGUGCCCACAGAGAAUGGUGGUUUGACCACUGAAGGCGACGGUGUGCUCACAGAGAAUGGUGGUCUGACCACUGAAGGCGAUGGUGUGCCCACAGAGAAUGGUGGUCUGACCACUGAAGGCGAUGGUGUGCCCACAGAGAAUGGUGGUCUGACCACUGAAGGCGAUGGUGUGACCACAGAGAAUGGUGGUCUGACCAUUGAAGGCGAUGGUGUGCCCACAGAGAAUGGUGGUCUGACCACUGAAGAAAACAAUGAGCCUAUGGAGAAUGGUGAUCUGAUCACAGAGAGCGCUACUGUGCCCACAGAAUCGCAUUCUCCAACUAGUGGAGGCAACAUCCCAUCUACAGAAGUCGAAGCUUUAACCUAA